CUUUUAACAUGGAAAAAGGGGAUGCUGUAUAGCAGCUAAACCCCUCGAUAUCAUAGGGGGAAGGAGGCAUCUUGUUUUUAAAUUAUGUUUUUGUUGUAUUUUAAGAAGAGUGUAAUGAGAUGGGUACUGUAGUUGCAUGGAUAUAUUCAGUACACAAUUCACUUGCUGUUCAAUGAGUUUUCAAUGUAUUGAAUUUGUGAUUGAGCUUCGUAAAGACAAGAAGGAAGGAAGAUGGCAACUUGAAAGGGAGCAUUCCCCAGAGUUGAAUCUUGCAGUUGCUGGUCUUUACACUGCAUCUAUUAUAUGAGGACACAGUUGUUUUUUGAAUAUUCCCCGAGGUGCCCUUUGUUGUAAUCUGAACACACUCAUGUUCAAAGGUUUCCUUAAUGAGUGAUUUAAAUUUCUCUGUGGUAUCCUAAGAUGGUAAACUUUGCAGUAGCUAUUCAUUUGUGACAUAGUCUACAGAUUUUUGAUUGUGCUCAAUUUGAAGGCAUGUAUGCACUUAAUGAGUUUCAGCAGGUAGAGGAAGUGUUUUCUUCAGACUUCAACCCUGAAAGUCUUUGUAUCAAAGACUUACAACCCCUUUAAAUAUGUAGCAGUUCAGAUUUGCAGUGUUAUUAGUCUGAUGUAGAUUUGAAGGAGUGCACUGUUUUCUUUAGGGGCACUUCCAACUGGGGUCACUUCUGCCAGCAUGAUUGAUGGCCAAACCUAAUCCCUCAUCUUCUGUUCAGUACUCUGGACCAGAGCAUUUUCUGACGAUGAUAUGUGAGAAUUUAUAAUACAUUUCUAUGAAUUGUAGCAGAUUUUUUUAUUUUAAAAACAAUUAUAGAUUGCAUUUGAGCUGAUUGCCAUUUCAUACAGCUCAAUGUUCAGUUCCAUGCAUAAUUUGUAAAUGAUAAAAUUAAUUUAUGCAGAAUAGUACGUCUCACUUUUGCUUUAUUAAAGCUGCAAUCAUCUAAUGGCGUGAAUACUUUUAAGACCAGUGCACAGACCAGAAAAUCUAUGUGUUUAAUCUGAGUAAUAGGAUUGCAUUACGUAGGGUCAUUUAAAGAUCCCAGCAGAUGCUACUGCAACUUUCUGUGGAGGAACUAUGCAAGCGUAGGUGUGGAUAAGGUGAUUUGUCAAGGAAAAAGAGGGGAAAGGUAAGAGUUGUUCAGCACACAGAUUAUGUAUAAUGCCACUACUCUGGGGAAAUCUGGCUUGAGUGCAAGCUUGUUUGCACAACCUUCUUCUGAAUUACAAUGGGGCAGCCAGAGUGGAAUAAGAAUGGCCUGCCUUGCAUCAAGCUGUGUACAUGUAUACUUUUUUGUAAGAGACCAGUAUUGAUAGAAACAAACUGCCUAUCAAAUUGGAGUCUUGGUCCAAUCACGUCAAAGUUGUAAUACAUAAAGUUGAAAUAUUGGUGCGUAAUGGGCCAUUUGUGAAGAAGAGUUUUUGACGGUCUCCAAUUUGCUAUUAAUCAUUUCUUCAAUGUUAGAUUCAUGGGGCUUUGAUCCGAUCCUGUCUAAGGUUACCUACUCAUUGGUGGUACCAAUUAGCACCAGGAGACUAUUGGCCCAUGAUGCUUGCAUUCAUUAAUACCAUUCUCUUCUAUAUGGACCUGCAGUUUCUCAAGAGUCUAUCCAGUUCUUAGUUGAAAGAUCUGAUUCAAUCUAUUUCCACCACCAUUUCAUGCAGUGACUUUCAAAUCAUGAUUACUCAUAGUGUGAAAAGAUUAUUCUCAUCAAGGAAACACAGUGACCAUGUGAUUAUAGAGGUACAGCAUUCCUAGAGAAGUGUUUGUAUUGUGAUUUUUUUUUUGUUGUUGUCUAUAAUUCAAUCACCCCAUGGUUCUUUUAUAGGUCUAUUAUAACGCACCCUUGCCUAAUCCAAACUGGAGUGUUCCACAGUGGUCUAUCCCUGUCUUUGGGUUCUAGAUGAAAAAGGACAGUGAAGCGAAGCCUUGUAGUACCAGCUAUCUAAGAAAUGAAAUUCUAAAGAAGGCAAGUGGAAGAGAUAUCAAAUCCUUUGGCAGUAUCGUCCAAGAACACUCCACAGAAGAAGUUUGAUUUUUGGUCCAGAGGAUGGAGCCGAUGAUGGGAAGAAUGUCCACAGGGUGUGAAACCCUGACAGGUCGGAAUUAUUGAUUUCCCCGUCACAUCUACAGAAGAACUGCUGGAAAAAAAAGAACAUGUCAAAGAAAGGACGAGGAAAGGGCGAAAAGCCUGAGGCACUAAUAGAUGCUUUACAAGCUGCCAAUGAGGACCUCCGGGCUAAGCUGACCGAUAUUCAGAUAGAGCUUCACCAGGAAAAGAGCAAGGUGAACAAGCUGGAAAGAGAAAAGGUGCAGGAAGUGAAACAAGUGCGAGAGCUGGAGCAGCAUAAGCACACGGUGCUCACUACCGACCUCAAGUCCAAGCUGCACGAAGAGAAAAUGAAGGAGCUGCAAACGGUGCGGGAGGUUCUGUUGAAGCAGCACGAGCAGGAGCUCGCCCGGGCAAUGAAAAUUAAGGACGGCGAAAUCCAACGUCUACAGUCCACGGUCAACAUUCUGAGGGACGGGGCAGCUGACAAGGUCAAAACCGCCCUGCUCAAUGAAGCCAGGGAGGAGGCUCGGAAAGCCUUUGACAGCGAGCGCACCAAGCUGCAGCAGGAGAUAGUCGAGCUGAAGUCUGCCAAGAAACUGGUGGAAGAAACGCUAAACAACACCAUCCAGGCUGAUAAGAAGAAGGCCGCUGAUCUCAGAAGUGCGUAUCAGUCCCAUCAGGAUGAGAUAACCAGAAUAAAGAAAGAAUGUGAGAGAGAUAUCCGCAGGCUGAUGGAUGAGAUAAAAGGCAAAGACAGAAUUAUCCUUGCCCUGGAGAAGGACCUGGGCGUUCAAGCAGGCCACACCCAGAAGUUAAUUCUGCAGAAAGAAGCCCUUGAUGAGCAGUUGGUGCAGGUGAAAGAAGCAGAGCGUUACCAUAGCAGCCCCAAGCGGGAAUUCCCCAGUGCUGGUGGGGACAGCUCCGAACCGCCACCCAAUCACAUUAAACCAUUAAAGGAGCAGUAUUCCUUAAAGGGGAACUGUAGUGUCAGGGAACCACAGUUGGAUGAGAGGGAUUUGCGACGUUUCCAGUUAAAGAUUGCUGAACUGAAUGCUGUGAUUCGCAAACUGGAGGACAGAAACACUCUGCUGGCAGAUGAAAGGAAUGAGCUGCUGAAACGUGUGAGAGAGACAGAGAGCCAGUUGAAACCACUUGUAGAAAAAAACAAGCGCCAAGCUAAGAAAAAUGAAGAUGUGAUGCAUUCUGUGCAGAGGAUGGAAGACAAGCUAAAAAAGCUGACCAGAGAACACGCCGAAAUGAAGGAGAAAUUAUCUUCACAAGGACUGCUCAGGCGGCAUACUUCAAUGAAUGAUCUGAGCCAAGGGCAAGAUGAACAAGAAAUGGAGUUCUUGAGGCUCCAGGUUGUAGAGCAACAGCAUAUCAUUGAUGAUUUAACAAUGGAACGGGAAAGAUUUUUACGGUCUAAGAAGUACAAAAGAAGAAGCACAAAGCCCCACAAGAGGCAUGUUGUAGAGACAUUUUUUGGAUUUGAUGAAGAAUCAGUAGAUUCAGAAACCUCCUCAUUAGCUUCGUGUACAACUGAUAGAACACCAGCAACUCCGGAAGAAGACCUGGACGACGUCCUAAACAGAGAAGAGUCCGAACUGAGAUUCCGCCAGCUUACUCGAGAGUAUCAGGCUCUGCAGAGAGCUUACGCACUGCUUCAGGAACACGUCGGUGGGACACUGGAUGUGGAGAGAGAAACACGGACGCGUGAACAACUCCAAGCCGAUCUCCUCCGCUGUCAAGCUAAAAUUGAAGAUUUGGAAAAGUUGCUUGCCGAGAAAGGACAGGAUUCAAAAUGGGUGGAAGAUAAACAGUUACUUUUUAGAAGCAACCAGGAACUGGUUGAGAAGAUUCAUAAAUUAGAACUCGAAGAGCUCAGACUACAGAAUGAAAUGCAAGAUGCAAAGGACCAGAAUGAGCUGCUGGAAUUCAGAAUCUUGGAGCUUGAAGAGCGGGAGAGAAGGUCACCAGCUUACAACUUGCACAUUUCGGCCUUUUCUGAGACUGGGAGUGCCCUUCAGCUUUACUGUCAGCAGGAGGGCAUCAAGGAUGUGAUAAUUCCUGACCUAAUGAAGAAACUUGAUAUCCUAGGAGAUAAUGGGAAUCUAAGAAAUGAAGAACAGGUUGCAGUAAUUCAAGCUCGAACUGUGCUUUCACUGUGUGAGAAGUGGCUGAAACAGAUUGAAGGCACAGAGACUGCUCUUCAUCAGAAGAUGUUGGAUCUGGAGAAUGAAAAGGAGCUGUUUAGCAAGCAGAAGGGCUACCUGGAGGAGGAGCUGGAUUACAGGAAACAAUCCCUGGACCAUGCCUACAUGCAAAUCCAAGAGCUGGAAGCCACACUGUACAACACCUUGCAGCAGUGCCCUGGAAACAAAGUAAGUGAAGCACUGACUGAAAAGCAAAAGGAAGAGUUGAAAGUGGCAGUCGAGAAGUGGCGACGUCAAGUCCUGAGGCAGAGCCGGGAGUAUGACGGUCAGAUCUUGCAGGAGCGCAUGGAACUGCUGCAACAUGCGCAUCAGAGAAUUAGAGAACUGGAAGACAAGAUAGAAAUCCAGAAAAGGCAAAUCAAAGAAAUAGAAGAAAAGCUUUUAUUCUCUGGCCCUGAAAGCCAGUCUUCAGAAGCACAGGCAACAAGAGGGAACGCCAAGCCAACAGGGCAAAUCUCAAAGUGUACAAAGCAACAAGAAUACAUUGCAGUGGAGGCAUUGUCCAAACUCCGAGCUUCUAUUAGAGACAAACUGGAACACAAGCAGAAAACCGAUAUAUGCACACAUGUUAAAUCCACGUCGGAAGAUUCCAUUCAAAUUUUUCAAAUGCAUAUCUGUUCAAUGAGAUGGAAGACCAUUCUGACGACAAUUAGUUUUUAA
This is a messenger RNA of Leucoraja erinaceus (little skate), 4939 nucleotides long. Its product is annotated as janus kinase and microtubule-interacting protein 1-like. NCBI's taxonomy places the organism in Eukaryota, Metazoa, Chordata, Chondrichthyes, Rajiformes, Rajidae. Gene Ontology annotation, molecular function: microtubule binding; kinase binding; GABA receptor binding. The transcript has 24 exons. Bases 2171 to 4939 code for a protein of 922 amino acids. The record is from RefSeq and is a predicted model, not a curated record.